CAAGACAUUCACAAGAAAUCGAACUACACAGAGGUAUCCUUAACUAUUUAUUGACGCUAAAUGACUACUGUUUAAUAUUAAAUUUAAAAUGAUAAAUUAUGCGUUUUUGGAAACAAAACUCAUCAUUAUUAUUGUAAAUAUGGACACUAUUAAAAUAAAUAAUUGAUUAUUUUGCAGUAGAUGUAAGUGUGGAUCUUGUUUUUUGAUUCGCAAUAUAUAACGUUGCAAUACAUUGUUUUAGUUUGUAUAUUAUUGGCAAACCUAAUGCUUAACCAACCAAUAGAAAUACUCUCUUUCAUUACACUAACGUCUGAUGAUGAAAAUGAUGACAAUCCAGCGGCAUCAGAAAAUGUAAAUAAACAUAUCUCGGAACGUCUAUAAGUUUGAAGAAUAUUGCUGUUGGGGAAGGACUGCCAAUGACUGCAGCACACAGAGUGAGAGCCAAGGACGCCCAUGUUUUCCUCCACAGCUCCACCACAAAGACAAAAAAAUGCAUAAAUUAUAUGAGAAGUCGUACAUUGAAGCAGCCACAAGAAGAUGUAUUACAUAUAGGACGUUCUGCAUGUGGCAUGAGCUUUUGUCCAAACAUCAAGAAUAUUGCUGUUGGGGAAGGACUGCCAAUGACUGCAGCACACAGAGUGAGAGCCAAGGACCCCCAUGUUUUCCUCCACAGCUCCACCACAAAGACAAAAAAAUGCAUAAAUUAUAUGAGAAGUCGUACAUUGAAGCAGCCACAAGAAGAUGUAUUACACAUAGGACGUUCUGCAUGUGGCAUGAGCUUUUGUCCAAACAUCAAGAUCGCCACUCCCCAAGAGGAUGUGUGUUUGAAACGUGCGAGUUGGUACGGAAAGGGGUUGCUGAUGCCACGACAGACGACGAGAGAUGGCUACUGCGUCAGAUCUCGAGAGAUACAUCAAUGUCACAAGAAUAGAGAACAAGGUGUACAAAGACUGCGCAACUGCUGCUAUGGACGAAUUGAAGGCCACGGGCCGUCCAACAGAGCCUGUCCAGCCAUGCUCAACUAACUUUCAGCAUGUACAUAACGCGUUCAAUUUUGCUCAGAACUUGUGCCUGCCACACCCCAGUCGCCAGAUUGGACCUAUGUACUUUGUCACUCCUAGAAAAGUUCAUUGUUUCGGGUUUCGGGGCAACGCCCUUCCGAUUAAGUACAAAUUUCUAAAAGUGCAGGAUGGAGGCGGCAUACAUGGGCCAGAUGCUGUAAUCUUGCUCUUGGAUUACCCUCUGACAGAGUUUGUGCACGGGAAACGAGUGACUACUCUUCAUGUGGA
This is a messenger RNA of Mya arenaria, 1289 nucleotides long. RefSeq lists its product as uncharacterized. Bases 417 to 1025 code for a protein of 202 amino acids. The transcript has 6 exons. NCBI's taxonomy places the organism in Eukaryota, Metazoa, Mollusca, Bivalvia, Myida, Myidae. The record is from RefSeq and is a predicted model, not a curated record.